GCAACCUACAGUACUCCGCAUUUUCAUUUGUGAUAUGAAUCGGAAUUCUAGUUUGUUGCCAACGUUGAGUAGACUUACGGUACUAUUACCGCUUCUUUGGAGUCGGUGAUUCUGUGGACCGAUCACUUAGUAUCACUUUUUUUCAAGUGACUGCAAGAAACGUCGGAAGGUUUCGUGCAGCGCGGCGAAAAAAAAAAAACAAUCAGGGAAAAAUGAAACAACUACAGUACCAAUGGAACCUGGCAAGAAAGAACAAUACCCUGCACCUCUGGACAACACCCUCACCCAACCGGCUUUGAUCCCGCAUCCUCGGAAACGCGGCUACCCGGCUCCGCAAAAUACAUUUACGCACGUGAGAUUCGCUGUGGAAGCUCAGCUGAAUCCGGGGCUUGAUAUGUACAGAAAAGGAUACAAACCUAUUAGAGAUGGUGUGUCCGGAUAAGUACCAGGGUAGGGGAAGAUAGCUGUCUCUCUCUUCGUGUCGCCACAUUUCCGAUCUCCGGGGAUGUAGUGGAUUGUGGGGGAGACUGGCAGGGGGCCGCUCAAGAGGGAUAAGUUACUAAAGGUUGUUGAGCGAAGGCGCAUGGGCGGGUGGAUGGGUGGAUGGGGUAAGGCUAGUAGGUACUUGAAGUGUUUCUUGUCC
Molecule: messenger RNA, 643 nt
Organism: Tuber melanosporum (Perigord truffle)
Lineage: Eukaryota; Fungi; Ascomycota; Pezizomycetes; Pezizales; Tuberaceae
Exons: 3
Coding region: 233-442 (69 amino acids)
Source: RefSeq, a predicted model, not a curated record